AUGGAUAAAAAUAGUUAUAAUAAUGUCGAUUCCGAUGUAAAUAUAUCGUCCUUUGACGUAAAUGACAAAACUCCGAUAUUAGGAUCUCCACAUAAGAACAGUUCUAGAUUACUGUCAAAACGAUGUCUUAUUCUAGUUCUCGUUGGAGUGGUGCUAUUGUUCGCUGUUUCAGUUGCGUCAAUAGUUGUAUUCUCAAAGUAUUAUGGAUUCAACACCAGAACCCCAGACCCGGAAUUUCCAUUGCCACCAUCAAGUAUGCCAAUGGGCUUGUACCGUAAGGUCGGUGUCGUAUCAAAUGGUGGACCGUGUGCACAAAUCGGAGUGGAUGUGAUGGCGAAAGGUGGAAAUGCCAUAGAUGCCGCAAUAGCUACAAUUUUGUGUGAUGGAGUCGUAUGUCCUCAUCAAAUGGGUGUUGGUGGAGGAUUUAUAAUGAGUUUCUACAAUGCAACUACCAAAAAAGUAAUGUCGAUCAAUGCACGUGAAACAGCUCCAGCUGCAGCAAAAACGAACAUGUUUGUAAAAGAUCCAAUGAGUUCUAUUAACGGAGGAUUGGCUGUUGGAAUUCUAGGAGCAUUUAAGGGUUAUUCAGAUAUUUAUAAUUUAUACGGUGGUGGAGUUUCAUGGAAAUCACUUUUUGAACCAACGAUAAAAUUAUGUGAAGAUGGUAUAAAGAUCAGUAAACAUUUAGAAAUAAGUUUGAAGGAUGAUGUAGAAUUAAUAAAAGCUGAUCCAAUGCUCAGACAAACAUUUUUCGAUGAAAAUACCAGACGAUCAAAGAAAACUGGAGAAAUUUACAAGUUACCAAAGUUGGCAGAAACGUUAAGAACAGUAGCAGAGGAAGGUGUAGAUGCCAUAUAUAAUGGAUCAUUAGCAUCAAAAAUUGUAGACGAUUUACAAAAAGUCAACGGUAUUAUUACAAAAGAAGAUUUAGCAAACUAUUAUGUUGAAAUUGAAGAAUCGUUUUCCGUAAAAUUAAAGAAUGGAUAUACAAUACAUGCAGGGCCACCUCCUGGUUCUGGCAUAAUAUUAGCAUUCAUUCUUCGUAUAUUGGACGGAAUUUUACCUGCACCCAAUGCUGGCUUAGAUGCACAUCGUUUGGUGGAGGCGUUUAAAUUUGGAUACGGUGAAAGAACACAUUUAGGAGAUCAUAAAUUUGUUAACGUGUCUCAAAUUUAUGAUAAAGUAAAAUCAGACAGUUACAUAGAUAGUAUACGAAAUAAAAUAUCAGAUAACUUCACUUCGUCAGACCCUAAAUACUAUGGAGCAGAUUUUGUUAUGCCAGAUAAUCAUGGAACCGCCAACUUGGCCACCAUUGAUCAGAUGGGAAACGUUGUCGUAUGCACUAAUACAAUCAAUACACACUUCGGCUCUGGUUUCAUGUCCCCUAACACCGGCAUUAUUUUUAAUAACCAAAUGAAUGAUUUUUCUACCCCGGGAGUCUCCAAUCACUACGGAAUUCCGUCGUCACCGUCCAAUUACAUAAAACCAGGCAAACGACCAAUGUCUUCUAUGUGCCCAACUAUAUUUACCGACGAAAAUGGUGAUUUUGCUCUCGCGGCAGGAGCAGCGGGAGGUUCGAAAAUCACUCUUGCUACGUCUUAUGCGUCUGCUCUAAGAUUAUGGUACAAUAAAACAUUGAAAGAAGUAAUAGAUAAACCCAGAAUUUACCAUCAACUUAUGCCUAUGCAAGUUCAAUACGAAUACGGAACGACACGGGGUGUAGUGCAAAAACUUAAAGAUAUUGGUCAUACAGUAAUUAGAUUGAAAGAUAACGGUGGAUCAGGUGGUUCAGCAGCAUCAGCUAUUGCCAGGUCUCCUUCAGGAAUGAUCGAGGCUAUGCCAGAUUUCCGGCGGAAAGGAAAUUCGUCUGGAUAUUAA
Molecule: messenger RNA, 1878 nt
Organism: Macrosiphum euphorbiae (potato aphid)
Lineage: Eukaryota; Metazoa; Arthropoda; Insecta; Hemiptera; Aphididae
Source: the annotation of a GenBank genome assembly